Molecule: messenger RNA, 411 nt
Organism: Danaus chrysippus (African queen)
Lineage: Eukaryota; Metazoa; Arthropoda; Insecta; Lepidoptera; Nymphalidae
Source: the annotation of a GenBank genome assembly
UUGGAGAACAUUCAACACGUGGGUGUGUUAAAAUUGGAGGGUUCCAAGAACUGGAACGUGUGGAAACUCCAGAUGAAAGUAUUGUUGCGUGGACAAGAAUGGCUGGAUAAUGGCUGGAUAAUCGAAAAUCAUGGAGAACAAACGGCUUGGGCAAAUAAGGAUGCCAAGGCGCAAAGUCUAAUAGUAACGCGGAUGACUGAUGAUGUGAUGCUACAUAUAAUUUCUUGUUCUACAUCAGCGGAGAUAUGGAGAAAAUUAUUAAGUGUGCAUGAACAGAAAACAGAAACUAGUAACCACAUUGUACAACAGAGGUUCUUUCAGUAUAAAUAUGAUAAAGCUGCUGACAUGUCUGUGUUCUUACUUCUUAUCAAAAAUCCAAGAAUUGCAGUGUCAAUUGAAGCAAAUGGGUGA